CGCCAAACGGUCGUUACCCGCCCUCGAGCCAUCAUUCGCCAAAGCAGAAAUGGCGGAGUCCAGCCCGAGUUCGAGCCCCAGCAGCAGCGCGUCCCCCUCGCCCAAGUCGAAGGAUGAAGUCGAGAGCGUCCAGGACGAUGCGUCUAUGGACGGAGGCGACUCGGUGGAGGACAAUGACACUGCAGACGACGAAGAUAUGGACGACACUCCGGAGGAAACCAAGAAGACGCUUUUGUCCAAGGAAGAGCGGGAGGCGCUGCGUAGAGAGGAAGAGACUGUGCUUCAAGAACAGCGCGAUCGUCAGAGCAAAUCUUUGGACUUAGUCAAGCAGUCUCUGACUCAGGAUGCUGAAUGGGCGGGCAAGUCCGCUAGAGAGAAGAAAAUGGCCUUCCUCAUGGCUCAAUCCGACGUUUUCACGUCCUUCCUCAUGGGUGGCAGUAGUGCUUUGGGUAAGGAAAUGUCCCGCACCAAGGCAGCCAAAGAGGCCGGCUCGAAGCGCGGCAAAGGAAGCAAACAGGCCGACGCUCAGGCGUUGCAGGAUAUGGACGAUGCUCGCUACACGAGAAUCACCCAGCAGCCGUCUAUCAUCAAGUUCGGUACUAUGAAGCCAUACCAACUGGAGGGACUCAACUGGAUGAUCAGACUGCACGAUUCCGGCGUGAACGGCAUCUUGGCAGACGAGAUGGGACUGGGUAAGACCCUGCAGAGUAUCUCUCUUCUGGCCUAUCUGAGAGAGGCUAGAGGCAUCGAAGGACCUCAUAUUAUCAUUGUACCGAAGAGUACAGUGGGCAACUGGAUGAGGGAGCUCAAGAGAUGGUGUCCGUCCAUUAAAGCCUUCAAGUUCAUGGGCAGUAAGGAUGAACGUGCUGUGCAGAAGGAGACAGUCGUGAAGCAGGACUUUGAUGCUCUGGUGCUGUCGUACGAGGUGGCUAUUAUUGAAAAGGCUACAUUGCAGAAGAUCAAGUGGAGAUAUCUGCUCAUUGACGAGGCUCACAGAGUCAAGAACGAGAAUUCCAAGCUCUCCAGAGUCGUGCGUGAGUUCAAAGUGGAGCACAGACUGCUAAUCACCGGAACACCGUUGCAGAACAACCUGCACGAACUGUGGGCGUUGCUGAACUUCUUGUUACCUGAUGUGUUCUCGGAUUCUGAGGAUUUUGACGCCUGGUUCAAUGUAGACGAGCAGGAAGGACAGGAGAACGUGAUUAAGAAGCUGCAUACCAUCUUACGACCAUUUUUACUGCGUCGUCUUAAGGCCGACGUGGAGCACUCGCUGCCUCCGAAGAUCGAGACCAAGCUGUACGUCGGUCUGUCCGAGAUGCAGCGUGAGUGGUACAUGCGCGUACUGCAUCGUGACGCUACGCACCUCAACGCUAUUGGUGGCAGUGACCGUGUGCGUCUGCUUAACAUUUUGAUGCAGUUACGUAAGGUGUGCAACCACCCGUACCUGUUCGAAGGCGCUGAGCCUGGUCCACCGUACCAGGAAGGUCCGCAUCUUUGGGAGAAUUGCGGUAAGAUGACGCUUCUACACAAACUUCUGCCCAAGCUUCGAGCGCAGGGCUCGCGUGUCCUGAUUUUUUGCCAAAUGACGUCCAUGAUGGACAUUCUCGAGGACUACAUGCGCUACUUCGGUCAUGAUUAUUGCCGUCUCGAUGGAUCCACCAAGGGUGAAGACCGUGACAAUAUGAUGGAGGAGUUCAACGCUCCAGGAAGCUCCAAGUUCUGUUUCUUACUGAGUACACGUGCCGGUGGUCUGGGUAUCAACUUGGCCACGGCCGACAUUGUCAUUCUAUUCGAUUCGGACUGGAACCCGCAGGUGGAUCUACAGGCUAUGGAUCGCGCUCAUCGUAUCGGCCAGACAAAGAUUGUGCGUGUCUUUCGAUUCAUCACGGACGGCACAGUGGAAGAGAAGAUCGUGGAGCGUGCUGAACGCAAGCUGUAUCUGGAUGCCGCUAUCAUUCAACAAGGUCGUUUGGCGCAGCAGAACCGUAAGCUUUCCAAGGACGAGCUGAUGACGAUGGUGCGCUUCGGUGCCGACGAGAUCUUCAAUGCUCGUGGAUCUAUGAUUACGGACGAUGAUAUCGACGCCAUUUUGGCUCGUGGUGAAGAGCGCACAGAGGCGAUGAAGGGCAAGAUCGCAGCUGAUAUGCAGCACAACUUGGCCAACUUCUCGUUGUCGGGUGACAAUGGCAACGCCAGCGUCUCUAGUCUUUAUGAAUUCGAAGGCGAGGUGUUCUCGAAGGACACGAACAACGGCGACAUCCUCCCGUCUACCUUCAUCGCUCUCCCUCAGCGUGAACGCAAGUCCAACUACAAUGAAGACGAGUACUACCGUCAACAAGCAGGUCUGUCCAAGCCCAAGAAGCCCAAGAAAUCCGGAUCUGACGCUGCCAAAGUGCCGGUUGUACACGACUACCAGUUCUUCCAGCAUGAGCGUAUGGUGGCUCUACUUACGAAGAAGACACAGGUCGAGAACCGACGGAAGGAGUUGACACGUCUUAUCAAGGAAGCCAAGGCUGACGAGGCUCGAGUUAAGGCGCGCAAGGCCAAGGGAGAAGACUCUGCAGAGAACUCGGCGGAGGAAGGAGAAGGAGAUGACGCGCGGUCUGCUGCGCUUGAGAAGGAGCUUAAUGAGACGGAGAUGGACGCUGCAGAUGCCAAGGAGCUGGAAGAACUCGAGAAGGAGGGCUUUGGAGACUGGACUCGACGGGAUCUGAAGCAGUUUAUCAACAGUUGCGAGCGCUACGGUCGUGCUGACAAGACGCGUGUGUGCGAGGAAGUCUCGUUGGUUCUUGGGAAAGAUCCUGUGCAGGUGGAGAGAUACUACGACACGUUCUGGUCUCGCUACACUGAGCUGAAGGACCACGCCAAGUACAUCGAGAAGAUCGAGCGAGGCGAGAAGCGACUGGAGCGCAAUGAAGUCGUGAAGCAGGCUCUUGCGCGCAAGUGUAGUCGCUACAGCCACCCGCUUCGUGACAUGCGGUUGCACUAUCCUGCUGGCUACAAGAGCAAGGGCUACAUCCUAGAAGAAGACGUUUUCCUGGUGGUCAUGAUGAACAAGUACGGCCCGUUGGAGCACUGGGGGGAGAUCCGCGAUGAGAUCCGCAAGGCCUGGCAGUUCCGCUUCGACUGGUUCUUCAAGUCGCGGACCAUCGGCGAGCUCCAGAAGCGCGGAGAGCUGUUGACACGCAUGAUCGAGCGCGAGAACGACGAGCUGAAGAACAAGAGUAGCAAGGACGAAGACGAUUUGGCUAAGAAGGCCAAGAAGAGCAGUUCGUCUAGUUCGUCCAAGUCUAAGAGCAAGAGCAGCAGUAGCAGCAGCCGCAGCAAGACGAGCUCGUCCAGCUCAAGCAAGAAACGCAGCAGUUCGUCCAAGUCUUCGUCGUCUUCGAAGAAGCAGCGCUCAAGCUAGAGAAUGAGAAGUAGCGAUCGUAACUCCUGUCUAUUUUUCACGAUUUCAACAACCUUUGUUCGUGUUACAAAGUUGAAGUUUUUAACGUUAGCCAUUCAUAGAGCUGGAGGUCUGAUGUUGUCUCGGAAGGAG
Molecule: messenger RNA, 3541 nt
Organism: Phytophthora nicotianae INRA-310
Lineage: Eukaryota; Oomycota; Peronosporomycetes; Peronosporales; Peronosporaceae
Exons: 1
Coding region: 50-3409 (1119 amino acids)
Biological process (GO): nucleosome organization; regulation of transcription by RNA polymerase II
Cellular component (GO): nucleus; chromatin
Molecular function (GO): histone binding; ATP-dependent chromatin remodeler activity; DNA binding
Source: RefSeq, a predicted model, not a curated record